AUGGCUGGCUCUCCUCCUGCUUUACCAGGCUUCGGGAGCUCAGGAAAGAGUUUUCUUAUUGACAAUCUGCUGCAGUCACAGACAUCUUCAGCUCGUCCAGAAGGGACAGCAGGUGGGCACAUGAGACGAGCAACAUGUGAACGUCCGAGGAGAACCUGGGGUCUUGAGCAUGGAGCCUACCAAAGCCAGGCCCACGGUCCACAGCCGGUGAAAGACUUAGGGGGACCACUUCUGCCACACUCAGGUGUGCUGAGUAGUGUUUUCCUGCGGAGCCCACAGUAUCUGCUGGCAUACUGUGGAGGGUCCAGCCCCCCUCCUGUCUUCUCCAAUAUAAGUCCUAAAUCACGUAGAGGGAUCCUUAGGAGGGCAGUGUUUUCCGAAGAACAAAGGAAGGAGCUGGAGAAAACUUUUAGAAGACAGAAGUACAUCAGCAAGACAGACAGGAACAAGCUUGCAGCUGAUCUCAGUCUCAAGGAGUCACAGGUCAAGAUCUGGUUCCAGAACCGCAGAAUGAAGUGGAGGAACUGUAAGGAGAAAGAGGUUCAUAACACUCGCUCCCCGAUGGAUGAGCUCAUGGCACGGGGUCUGGCUCAGGAGGAGGAAGAGCCAUCACCGAAUCAUACUGAUGCAAAGUCUGAUAAAUCACCACCACAGAAGAAUGCCAGGGACACAUGA
Molecule: messenger RNA, 675 nt
Organism: Scomber scombrus (Atlantic mackerel)
Lineage: Eukaryota; Metazoa; Chordata; Actinopteri; Scombriformes; Scombridae
Gene: dbx2
Product: developing brain homeobox 2
Exons: 4
Coding region: 1-675 (224 amino acids)
Biological process (GO): regulation of transcription by RNA polymerase II
Molecular function (GO): DNA-binding transcription factor activity, RNA polymerase II-specific; DNA binding
Source: RefSeq, a predicted model, not a curated record